This is a messenger RNA of Frankliniella occidentalis (western flower thrips), 930 nucleotides long. RefSeq names its product exosome complex component RRP40 (gene Rrp40). Gene Ontology annotation, molecular function: RNA binding. Gene Ontology annotation, cellular component: cytoplasmic exosome (RNase complex); nuclear exosome (RNase complex). Lineage: Eukaryota; Metazoa; Arthropoda; Insecta; Thysanoptera; Thripidae. The record is from RefSeq and is a predicted model, not a curated record. The transcript has 2 exons. Gene Ontology annotation, biological process: TRAMP-dependent tRNA surveillance pathway; poly(A)-dependent snoRNA 3'-end processing; nuclear polyadenylation-dependent rRNA catabolic process. Bases 113 to 835 code for a protein of 240 amino acids.
UUUACGAAUAUACUGAAAGGCCGUGACGUCCGACAUGUUUGUUUAUACACUUCGCACGAUUUAGUUUGGUUAGAACGGCUAGAAAUUCAGACAAUAGCGAGUAUCGCCAAGAAUGAUUCCAACUCCAGAUCCUGCCUACCGCGUCGGAGAUUCAGUAUUACCUGGUGACGAUGUGUCUGCGGCUGUUCGUACUGGUGAUGUUUCCAAGAUAGUAUUGGGCCCAGGCUUAAGGCGCUUAGGAUCCCAGGUUGUGGUGUCUCGAGCAGGUGUGCUCAAAAUGCCUAAAAAUAAUGUGUUCGUCGUCGAUGCUUAUCAGAAACGAUAUAUUCCUGUGAAAGACGAACAUGUUGUUGGAGUAGUUACAAAUGCUAGUAGUGAUGUUUUUAGAGUAGAUAUUGGGGCUAGUGUAACUGCAUCCCUUUCGUACUUGGACUUCGAACAUGCUACCAAAAAGAACAGGCCCAAUAUUCAGGUUGGAGAUGUUGUAUAUGCCAAACUCUCUACAGCUGGCCGUGACAUGGAACCUGAAUUAGUUUGUGUAGAUACCCAUGGUAAAGCUGGGAAACUGGGGAAACUAGAAGAUGGAUUCCUUCUCACAUGUAGUCUCAACCUCAUUCGUAAACUUUUGUCAGUAAAUUGCCCACUAUUGCAAGCUCUAGGCCAGAAGUGGCCCUAUGAAUGUGCCUUUGGUAUGAAUGGGAAGGUGUGGAUUAAAGCAAGAUCAGUUAAAGAAACUAUUGCAAUUGGUAAUGCAAUUUAUGAAUCUGAACUAAUGGACAAUGCCCAAAUUAAGAAAAUGUGUACAAAUUUAGGGCUUGUUAUUGAUUCUAUGUAACUCACAAGCAAAUAUAAAAUGUAUUAAGUGUUAUAUGUACAAGUUGUUCUUUUCAAGAGUAGAGAAGAUUAAAUAAUUAAAUUAAUUACAAGGUA